Clunio marinus is the source of this 219-nucleotide messenger RNA. The record is from the annotation of a GenBank genome assembly. NCBI's taxonomy places the organism in Eukaryota, Metazoa, Arthropoda, Insecta, Diptera, Chironomidae.
AUGCCCGUAAUAACAUUUAAAAGUCAUGAAAAUAUGAAGAAAACAAAUGCCAUCGAUAAUCUUGGGUCGAAUUGGCAAUUGUUUAGAUUUAAUUUGCACAAACUUAAAAAACCACGUGGGAUAUUUUUUCGGCUAAAAUUUAUUCACGCAAGAUCACAACAUUACAUGAAUCUGUGUAAAUGUGAAAGUAUCAUGAAUGUUCAAUUAGAAAUAACAUAG